This is a messenger RNA of Manihot esculenta (cassava), 3658 nucleotides long. Its product is annotated as protein FAR1-RELATED SEQUENCE 4. Bases 1065 to 3314 code for a protein of 749 amino acids. Gene Ontology annotation, biological process: regulation of DNA-templated transcription. The record is from RefSeq and is a predicted model, not a curated record. Gene Ontology annotation, molecular function: zinc ion binding. The transcript is spliced from 5 exons. Lineage: Eukaryota; Viridiplantae; Streptophyta; Magnoliopsida; Malpighiales; Euphorbiaceae.
UGUAACCCAUGGGGUUCGCCGUGGAAGAGCCUAUGACCCAUAAGCUACAGUAGGCAACCGUUAAACCAUCAUUUUCAACAUCAAACUCACAGAAAAUGUUCAGUCACUGCAGUGAGCAGCAACUAAAUCAAUUAUUUUCUCGAGAUAUAGAAUUCCUAUCGCUCCUAAUCUAUCAGCUAUAAGACAACAGUUGUGUUGUUCUUCCAUUGUGGUCUUGGUGAAAUCUCUUCCAUUAGAUAUCAACCUAAUCCGUAUGUAUCUUCUUCUUCGUUUAUUGUGUCGAAGUGGUUUGAUGAAAUGCCUCAAUGAAGCAACGUCGUAGUAACGUGGAGACGUUGAAGAUUUUUAACGAGCGGGUGAUGUGCACAACGAAACAAGGCCAAUGGCAGGUGGUUGUCGACUUGUCGUCAUUUUGAAUGGACCCGACCGAUCAGAUUCAAAUCGAACCGACUUCUCGGUUUGAAUUACAAGAUCGGGUUGAGUUGGUUUAAUCGCUGAUAGAAUAAUCCAUGGCAACCGAGAAACCCUAAUUCAUCUAAACUCUUCUGCGGACUGCGACUCUGCGAUGAAGUCACAACUUCCAGCUUGCCAUGACCACCAAAAGAAUUUCAGCCUCGCUGUCGCCACCAAGCUGCGCUCUCUCCGCUCACAGUUAAUUUCUCACUUUUUCUCUCCUUGUUUCUCACCAAGUUAGAAUUCCAGAUCUUACUUGCUUGUACCACUCCUUGUAUUCAAAGGCUAUCAAAUCUUUCGCUGAUCAGAUCCUCUCCUGGUGCUGACUGUUAAUCCUCCCUUUUCUAUUGCCUGUUUUUUCAAGCUCAUUCUUUCUUCAAGCAGAUUUGGUGCAAAGCAAAUCAUUGAUUUUGAAGCUUGUUGAUUUCCCAAAAUUCGGGGAAACCCAGCGAAUGUGUUAAGCAGCAUGGCAUUGGAGUUGUUGAGACAAAAUUUUAUAUUAUCUCCACUGGAGGGAAUUUUGAACAGUGUAUAUGACAUAUCCCACAGACUAUAGACUUUGAUGUGACACAGUUUUGGACACAGUGGAUCUUUAUAUUUCUUCUACAGUAAUGGAUUCUAAUAUCACCACUGGCAGUACAAUUUAUGAACCACGUGAUGAUAUGGUCUUUGAUUCACAUGAAGAUGCAUAUUCAUUUUACAAAGAAUAUGCCAAGUCUGUUGGGUUUGGUACUGCCAAAUUGAGUAGCAGGAGGUCAAGGGCAUCAAGGGAGUUCAUUGAUGCAAAAUUCUCAUGUAUAAGAUAUGGAAAUAAACAGCAGUCUGAUGAUGCGAUUAAUCCACGACCUUCUCCAAAAAUUGGUUGCAAAGCAAGCUUGCAUGUGAAGAGAAGACCUAAUGGGAAAUGGUAUAUUUACAGUUUUGUGAAGGAGCAUAAUCAUGAGCUCUUACCAGCCCAGGUGCACUUCUUUCGAAGCCACAGAAAUGCUGAUCCUCUUAAGAAUGAUGCUAGAAUAAGGAGACGAAAGAAUAUGACUGCAGUGUCCAAAUUAUUUGGCGCAUAUCAAAAUGUUGACUGUUUGGAUGGAUAUAUGAGAAAUCAGCAUGAUAAAGGAAGAAGUUUAGUACUUGAAGCAGGAGAUGCUCAAAUACUACUUGAACUUUUUAUGCAUAUGCAGGAAGAAAACCCCAAGUUUUUCUAUGCUGUUGAUUUCAAUGAAGAACAUAAAUUGAGAAACUUGUUCUGGGUUGAUGCAAAAGGAAUGGAAGACUACAACAACUUCGGUGAUGUUGUUUGUUUUGAUACUACAUAUUUCACCAACAAGUACAAAAUCCCUUUGGUUCUGUUUAUUGGAGUGAACCAUCAUAUUCAACCUGUAUUGCUUGGUUGUGCAUUGAUUGCAGAUGAGACAAUUUACACCUUUUUCUGGUUAAUGCAGACAUGGUUUACUGCCAUGGGGGAGCGAGCUCCAAGAGUAAUACUCACUGAUCAAAACAAUGCCAUAAAAACAGCUAUUGGAGCUGUCUUUCCCCAAACACGCCAUUGUUUUUGCUUGUGGCACAUAUUGGAGAAGAUCCCCCGGCAGCUGGAGUAUUUGAGUCCAUGGCUUGAUAGUUUUAUGGUAAAAUUUAACAAGUGUAUAUUUAAAUCAUGGACAGAGGAACAGUUUGAAAAGAGAUGGUGGAAAUUGCUUGAAAAAUUUAAUCUUAGAGAGGUUGAAUGGGUACAAUCAUUGUAUGAUGAUCGUAAAUAUUGGGUUCCUACUUUCAUGCGAGAUGUGUCCUUUGCUGGUUUGUCUACAAUAAUGCGCUCUGAGAGCGUGAACUCUUCAUUGGACAAAUAUGUGCGCUGGGAAACAUCAAUGAGAGAGUUUAUAGAGCAAUACAGAUUAAUUCUUGAAGAUAUGUAUGAGGAAGAAGCCAGAGCAGAUUUUGAUUCAUGGCAUGAAACACCUGAGUUGAAGUCUCCAUCACCUUUUGAGAAACAAAUGUCAUUUGUAUAUACGCAUGAGAUUUUCAAAAAAUUUCAAUUUGAGGUUUUGGGAGCAGCUGCUUGUCAUCUUAAGAAAGAAGAAACUGAGGAUGAGACUACCACAAUUUAUACUGUAAAAGAUUUUGAGGAUAAUCAAAACUAUAUGGUGGAGUGGAAUGAAUCAAAAUCAGAGAUAUGUUGCUUAUGUCGUUCAUUUGAAUACAAAGGUUAUCUCUGCAGGCAUGCUAUCGUCGUUCUACAAAUGUCUGGUGUGUUCAGAAUCCCGCCUAAAUAUGUAUUGCAGCGGUGGACAAAUGCUGCUUUGAGUAGGCAUUCUAUAAGUGAGAGACUGGAUGAGGUGCAAACUAAGGUGCGUCGUUACAAUGAUUUAUGUCGACGAGCAAUAAUAUUGGGUGAAGAGGGUUCGCUUUCUGAAGAGAGUUACAAUAUUGCAUUAUGUGCCAUAAAAGAAGCUCUGAAGCAAUGUGCAAAUCUGAACAACUCUGUUGAGAAUUGUGUUGGUCCUACCACCCUAGUUAGCAUUGAGGAAGAGAAUCAUAGUGCUUCUACAUCCAAAGAUGUAGCAGAUGCUCACUCCAUUAGUGCUAAUAACUCUUCCAGGAGAGUUGAAGCUGGAAAGGAAAAGGAAAAUGAUGAAAGUAACACAUUUAGAAAAGGAAAGGUAGUACCUCAAUCAGGAUCUGUUAAUGGUGGGGUGCCGGAUAGCUUCCACCUAGUGGAGAUGUGCGACCUAAGUGCUGUGCAAUCACAUAAUAUGGUGUCAGCACAGUUACAGAAUGUGGUUCCAACUGUGUUUCAUAGUAUGACAUCAACACAAUUUCAUAGCAUGGCUCCAUCUCAUCUGCCUGAGGCUCGACUUCCUCGGUAGCCUGCUUUUGUAUUUUCAUGUAAAGAUUCUGUAGAACUUGAUGACUAUAGGACUGUAGGAGAAGAACAACCUAACCAAUUUGCAGGUACGAUCAUUGGCCAAGGUAUGAGAAGUCUGCUGUGCAGUCCACAAAAAUUUUGUUUCAGUGACCAACUGAAGUUGGAAAAGUAGGAUAAGCUGGCUUUAACUUGUGCAUAAAUUAUUCAUGUAUACAGUUGUUUUUAUUUCCUCCUGUUUACUGUCAACAGGACUGUAAGUCAUUUAUGGGGCAGGCCCUCACAAGAUGCGAUUGUAAAACCUCUUGAAAAAAAUCAGUGUUUUUAGAUUAAUUUGCACUUGUAGCA